UGUGCCUCUCCUGGGCAUGGAGGUGCCCUUCGUGCUGCUCUUCACUCGGCUGGUGGCAGAGGUCGCCAGCAAAUCCCCGGAGAGCUCGGUGUCAGAAACAGAAUGCUGUGUGGAUAUGUUGGACUCCAACAGCUCCUGUCCAGUGUCCAACCAGUGCAGCCCAGGUUGCUACAGAAGGUGGAAUGAGGAUGGCAGCAGCAGCUGCAUUAAGUGCAAAAAUGAAUCCCUUCCUGUCUCCUCUGGGCACAACCUGACUGAAUGCAGAAGCUCUGGCAGCAGAGGGAUGAGUUCCCACAUGAACAUGAGCACUGUAACUCCCUUCCUGCAGAGCAUAGGUGGCCCAGAAGUAGCAGCUUCCCUCAUCCUGGGGACCUUUUUCAUCAGCCUCUUCCUGAUUCUCUCUGUUGCUUCUUUCUUCUACCUCAAACGUGCCAAUAAACUUCCCAACAUCUUCUACAGGAGAAACAAAGCUUCUGUUCUCCAGCCCAGUGAAACAGCAUCCAUGAUACCUCCCCCAGCUUCCUCAGUGCGGAAGCCGCGGUACGUCAGGCGCGAGCGCUCGCUGGUCACCUCCGCCUCCGCUGCCAUCGUCGCCGCCUCUGAAACCAGGGUCAGCAACGUUUGA
Messenger RNA from Dryobates pubescens (Downy woodpecker), 625 nucleotides. It is a transcript of the gene C33H1orf159, whose product is annotated as chromosome 33 C1orf159 homolog. The record is from RefSeq and is a predicted model, not a curated record. NCBI's taxonomy places the organism in Eukaryota, Metazoa, Chordata, Aves, Piciformes, Picidae. The transcript has 8 exons. Bases 17 to 625 code for a protein of 202 amino acids.